ACAGCAGUGUCUUGGGCUUGAGACAAGAUCAAGCAUCCUGGGUGAGAGAUGGUAUAACAUGAAGAAAUCAGGAAGAGAGAUAGCAGACUUCCAUAAGGGGCUGUAAGGAAGCAGUGCAAGCAGACCGGGAUAUGUCUUGUGGAUGCUGAGAUUUGAGACGAAGUUCUCCAAUGGCUUCUUUUCACAUCCGCCAGUUCCAGGAGAGAGACUACAAAAAAGUCGUGGAUUUGUUCUCCAGGGGCUUGAAGGAGCACAUCCCUGCCUCCUUCCGCCACCUGCUGACACUGCCCAGAACCCUCCUGGUCUUAGUUGGGGUGCCUCUUGCUAUAGUCCUGCUGUCUGACUCCUGGCUCCUGGCUGUUAUAUGCAUCUUCUUCAUGCUUCUAUUCUUUUGGUUCCUUGUCAGUCAUGCCUGGAACAAGUAUGUGUCCAACAGUUUGCACACAGACAUGGCUGACAUCCCCAAGUUCUACCUGAGUGCACGUGGUUCCUGCUUCUGGGUGGCUGAGUCUGGGGGAGAGGUGGUGGGCACCGUGGGCUGUCUACCAGUCAAGGAUCCCCCAUUAGGGAGGAAGCAGCUGGAGCUCUUUCACCUGUCUGUGUCCUCACAGCAUCGUGGACAGGGGAUAGCGAAAGCACUGGUCAGAACUGUCCUCCAGUUUGCACGGGACCAGGGUUACAGUGAUGUUGUCCUUGGAACAGGUGUCAUCCAGCAAGGUGCUGUGACCCUUUACUACAGCAUGGGCUUCCAGAAGACACGUGAAUAUUUUAUGGACACACUCCUGUGGCUCCUGGAUCUCUCUAUGAUUUGUUUCACAUACUCAUUCCCUUCUGUUCCUGAACAUGAGCUGUGACCUUCUUCCUCUGUGUGUCUGUCAGUCCAGCUCACUGUGCUGUGGAAAAAACAGCCCUGAUAUUGCAGUGGACAAAUCACAAAAUUCCUUUGUCAUUUUCAUUGUAUUCCUCUCUGUUUGCUGUGGAUAAAGAACUAAGG
Microtus ochrogaster (prairie vole) is the source of this 994-nucleotide messenger RNA. RefSeq names its product N-acetyltransferase 8-like. The record is from RefSeq and is a predicted model, not a curated record. Gene Ontology annotation, molecular function: N-acetyltransferase activity. NCBI's taxonomy places the organism in Eukaryota, Metazoa, Chordata, Mammalia, Rodentia, Cricetidae.